Molecule: messenger RNA, 2382 nt
Organism: Lepus europaeus (European hare)
Lineage: Eukaryota; Metazoa; Chordata; Mammalia; Lagomorpha; Leporidae
Gene: IGDCC3
Product: immunoglobulin superfamily DCC subclass member 3
Exons: 14
Coding region: 1-2382 (793 amino acids)
Biological process (GO): cell-cell adhesion; axon guidance
Cellular component (GO): axon; plasma membrane
Molecular function (GO): protein binding
Source: RefSeq, a predicted model, not a curated record
AUGGCUGCACCGCGCGCUGCGUCCCCGCGCCGCCCGCCCGCGCCGCGCUGGCACUGGCUCCUGCUGCUGCUGCUGCCGCCGCUGCUGCUGCUGCUGCCCGUGCCGAGCGAGGGUCUCAGCCACUCUGCCGAACUGGCAUUUGCCAUGGAGCCAAGUGAUGCUGUGGCGGUCCCUGGGCAGCCUGUGGUGCUGGGCUGCAGGGUGGAGGGGACUCCCCCAGUGCGAGUCACCUGGAGGAAGAAUGGGGUGGAGCUGCCAGAGAGCGUCCACUCCACCUUGCUGGCCAAUGGGUCCUUGCUAAUCCGUCACUUCCGGCUGGAGCGAGGAGGUGGCCCCUCAGACGAGGGUGGCUAUGAGUGCGUGGCUCAGAACCAUCUGGGGCUGGUGGUCAGCCGCAAGGCACGCAUCCAAGCUGCAACCAUGUCGGACUUCCGCGUGCACCCCCAGGCCACCGUGGGAGAGGAAGGCGGCGUGGCCCGCUUCCAGUGCCAAAUCCACGGGCUUCCCAAACCCCUGAUCACGUGGGAGAAGGACAGAGUCCCCAUCGACACGGACAACGAGAGGUACACCUUGCUGCCCAAAGGGGUCCUGCAGAUCACAGGACUGCGGGCUGAGGACAGCGGCGUCUUCCACUGUGUGGCCUCCAACAUUGCCGGUGUCCGGGUCAGCCACGGGGCCAGGCUCACCGUGUCAGGCUCGGGCUCCGGGGCCUACAAGGAGCCGACGAUCCUCGUGGGGCCUGAGAACCUCACCCUGACCGUGCACCAGACCGCGGUGCUGGAGUGCGUCGCCACGGGCAACCCGCGCCCCAUUGUGUCCUGGAGCCGCCUGGAUGGCCGCCCCAUCGGCGUGGAAGGCAUCCAGGUGUUGGGCACAGGAAACCUCAUCAUCUCAGACGUGAGUGUCCAGCACGCGGGCGUCUACGUCUGUGCGGCCAACAGGCCCGGCACCCGGGUGAGGAGAACAGCGCAAGGCCGGCUGGUAGUGCAAGCCCCAGCGGAGUUUGUGCAGCAUCCACAGUCCAUCUCCAGGCCGGCCGGGACCACGGCCAUGUUCACGUGCCAGGCCCAGGGGGAGCCCCCCCCUCACGUCACCUGGUUGAAGAACGGACAGGUGCUGGGGCCAGGAGGACACGUCCGGCUCAAGAAUAAUAACAGCACCCUGACUAUCUCUGGAGUCGGGCCUGAAGAUGAGGCCAUCUACCAGUGCGUGGCCGAGAACAGCGCGGGUUCCUCACAGGCCAGCGCCCGGCUGACUGUGCUGUGGGCCGAGGGGCUGCCUGGGCCUCCCCGCAACGUGCAGGCGGCCUCCGUGUCGUCCACUGAGGUCCGUGUGUCCUGGAGCGAGCCCCUGGCCAACACCAAGGACAUCAUCGGCUAUGUCCUGCACAUCAGAAAGGCUGCCGACCCACCGGAGCUGGAGUACCAGGAAGCAGUCAGCAAGAGCACCCUGCAGCACGUGGUCAGCGACCUGGAGCCCUCCACAGCCUACAGCUUCUACAUCAAGGCCUACACGCCCAGGGGGGCCAGCUUGGCCUCCAUCCCCGCCAUGGCCAGCACCCGGGGUGAAGCCCCCACCUCACCCCUGCUGUCGGUGCGGGUCCUGGGCGGCACCUCCCUGCAGCUGCUGUGGGAGCCCCGGCCCCGGCUGGCCCAACGUGAGGGCGGCUUCAAGCUGUUUUACCGCCCAGCGAGCAAGGCCUCGUUCACCGGCCCCGUGCUACUGCCCGGAACUGUCUCCUCCUACAACCUCAGCCAGCUCGACCCCUCCGUGGUGUACGAGGUGAAGCUGCUUGCCUAUAAUGAGCAUGGGGACAGCAACGCCACCAUCCGCCUCGUGUCCCUGAGGGGCGCGACUGAGAGGGCCAUCCUGAGCCCACCCUGCGACUGCCGGAAGGAGGAAGCUGCCAACCAGACAUCCACAGCCGGCAUCGUGGUCGGCAUCCACAUCGGGGUCACCUGCAUCAUCUUCUGCGUCCUCUUCCUCCUGUUCGGCCAAAGGGGCAGAGUGCUCUUGUGUAAGGACGUGGAAAACCAGCUCUCCCCUCCUCAGGGCCCCCGGAGCCACAGGGACCCCAGCAUCCUGGCCCUGAAUGGGAUGGGGCCAGGAGAGCAGGAGGAGAAACGCGGCGUGGGCAGCAUGGACGUGAAGGAGCUGGAGCAGCUGUUCCCCUUGGCGGGGGCGGCAGAGCAACCCAAACCCAGGCCCACAGAUCCUGCAGGUCCCGCUCCGUGCGAACAGACCCAGUGCUCCGUGCUGCCACUGCAGGGCUUCAGCCUUCUGGAGGGGAGGACCCCAGAGGCCAAGGCCAAGGGCCCCUGUGCAGUCCCCGGCCUGGUCAGCGAGGCACCAGCUGCACAGUCCGCUCGCGUGGGCCAGUAG